AUAGUUUCAUCUAGCAAGGUAGAGAAAUUGUAGAUUCUAAUCAAAUCAGACCACUUGGUUUUGGAGCAAUGUUACACAAUCCACGUAGAAAUCUAAAACAGCGUGACAUUUCCCAAGUUUUAUCUAGUUUGAGUUUCAUGUCAUAUAAUUUGCUCUUAUGUCCCAUCUGAUUGAAAUCUGAUAAAUACAUAUGAUUCCGCAAAAACAUUGGUGAAAAUGUUCCUUCGGUCAUUGUGCCUCUUACCAACCUUUAAAAUCGGCUUAAGCAUGGUCAAUUCUCUGGAAUUGUUUUUCAUUCAUAACUUUCCAGCUUAUCAAUUUAAUACAUGAGUAUACAUUAGCUCAUAGAUAUAAGUAGGUAAGACAUUUUAUUUUUCACUGUAGUGACUAGUGAAACUAGUAUAUUGUAUGCAUUCAAAACAAAGAUAAUCAACAAAGAGAAAGUUUUAAAAAUCUAAGAAAAUUUAAGAUAUGCACCGAGUAAAUUAUACUUUAAUAUAGUGGAGAUAAUCAUUACAUUUAACUAUUAUUAUAUAUCUCUUAAUUAUCAUGCUAGAUAGUAUAUAAUAUGCAAAAAUGAUAUUUCAACCAAAAAGAAAAGUGAUUUUUGUGGGAUCGGGUACAGAGACUUCCCUUAAAAGAUAGAUAUGCAUUGAAGGCUUAAACUAAAUUUAGAGUAAUAUGUUUAUUUUCUCUUGGAAUAUGAUCAUCAGAGAAAUAAAUUUAUUAUUAGAAAAUCUAAUGGAAUUGAAAAAUGUUGUGAAAAUCUUUAUUGAAUUUUGACUUCCUUGUUGAGAUGAUUUUGUCUGGUCAAAAAAUAAUUAAACGCAUAAACGCUCGCGCGUGGACAAUUGUUCAUCACAUCCUACAUGACCUUUCUUGAUUGGCUACAAGAGCGACAACUUAAAAAGGAACACCAAACUUUACCUCCACGCGCCACUGUCUUAAACCCUUCUUUUGCUUCGUAACGUAACAACAUUAAUCUCAUGAUUCUCAUCAGUAUCUCUCUCUCUCGAACAAUGACGAUCUCGCCUUUACUAUUCAUUGGUUUGAUUUGCCUUGCUGGUGGUGGCUCUCUUUUACCAGCGGAGGCGAUAUGGUUAACGAUUCCAAGUUCCGGCGAGAGAUGCGUCUACGAAAUGAUCCAAGCCAACGUUGUGGUCGUUGGCGAUUACCUUUGCAUCGAUCAAGACAACGUGGGAUUUGGUCCCACGAUUGAUAUUCAUGUAACAUCACCUAACGGGAAGGAACUAUACAAAAAAACAAACGAGACGCAUGGUCAGUUUGCGUUUACAACGAGCGAGACAGGAACAUACUUUGCUUGUUUGUCGUCUCAUCAUGAUCAGUCACAUUACACAGUCAAUGGCACUGCUAUAGUCAGUCUUGACUGGAAGAUGGGGAUUCGAACCAAAGACUGGGAUGCUGUUGCCAAGAAACAAAAGAUCGAGGGUGUGGAGCUUGAGCUUCGAAAAUCUGAAGAACGUGUUAAUGAAAUUAGCGCAAACAUUAUCUAUCUAAGAGUCAGGGAAGCAUAUAUGAGGGAAGUAAACGACAAGACUAACAAGAGGGUUGCACAGCUUAGCUUUAUGUCAUUAGGUCUCUCUAUUACAGUUUCGCUUUUUCAAGUUUGGCAUCUCAAACGCUUCUUCCUCAAGAAGAAGCUUAUCUAACUUGAUUGGUUCCAUAUUGUAUCUUUCUUGGGGGAUCACUAUAUAGUCAUACCAAGUCAAUAAAGAAACAUUUAUCUC
Brassica rapa (field mustard) is the source of this 1748-nucleotide messenger RNA. RefSeq names its product transmembrane emp24 domain-containing protein p24delta6. NCBI's taxonomy places the organism in Eukaryota, Viridiplantae, Streptophyta, Magnoliopsida, Brassicales, Brassicaceae. The record is from RefSeq and is a predicted model, not a curated record.